Stereum hirsutum FP-91666 SS1 is the source of this 2499-nucleotide messenger RNA. RefSeq lists its product as uncharacterized. The record is from RefSeq and is a predicted model, not a curated record. The transcript is spliced from 2 exons. Bases 106 to 1485 code for a protein of 459 amino acids. Lineage: Eukaryota; Fungi; Basidiomycota; Agaricomycetes; Russulales; Stereaceae.
CCUGCCUCUCCUUUGCCCUCUUGCUGCUCCUGCUUGCUCGUUCGGCUCGUUCCAUAUCCUUCAUCCUUCUUUGUUUUCUUUUCGAUCACUUGCCAGACACACAACAUGCUUGACGUCUCUUCUCUCGCUUUCUCACCAUAUCGUCAUCAGCAUCAUACAUACACCACAGGUCGAGACACCCCAGAGGACCCCUCUUAUCCCCUCCAAUCACACACCCUCUACAACGCCGUCCCCAGAGCAAUCGCUCCCCGACACCAGCUCCCUCAGCCACAGCCCGCCCCCCUGACCGGAGCCCGCGCUUACACUCCUCACUCACCCUCACGCUCAGUAUCACCCAUGGACGUCCAAUAUGCAUCGUACCCAUCCUCGCACAACCCCACGUUUUCUUUUACUUCGCAGCACUAUAAGUCCGCCCACCUCACGCCCUCGCCUUCGCCCAUGGACCACAAAUCGUUCGCAUUAGCUCAGAUCCAGCCAUCGCCCUAUAGCCCCUCUGCAUUCACGUUCGACCCAUUCGCACCAGACGAAGAUAUCGAGGACACCUCGUCUUCGUCAGAGGAAUACGGCACCAUGCCUCCAGCGACCCCACCCUCUGCGCCGCAGCACACCCUCGUUGGCCUUCCUCCCACUGCGAUUGGUUAUUCGAACGGAUUCAGUGAUGUGAGCAAGUCGAGUUUCGUUGAGGCAAAGGGCACAGUGCAGGAUCCUUCGGUGGAGGCAUAUGGGCAGUAUGUGGCGAGGCAGCAGAGGAUUGAUUUUUUGAGGCAGAGAGAAUGGAUGAGGAGAGUUACUGCCUGGGUCGACACAGUAAAUAUUGGCUCGCCACAGCACCAGGAACUCCCUCACGCUCGUCAGCGCGCUUACAACCCCUCGCGUUCGGCUGGAACCCCUGUUCCUCAGCGCAAUACCCCUCCACGUCACCGUCGGCAACCCCAACAACCCGCACCCGCCGCCACACCCCGAGCACACGUUCCGUCGCCACAACAUUUCGUCCCUCAACCACUUCCAGCUUACGACAACAAUACCCAGAUAUAUUACACCACCCCUAAUCACGCUGCUGCGCCCUCGCCGUCACCGUCUUCAGCGGUCGUAGAGAUGACUGACGACGAGCCCUACCUCAUCUACAGCACCUCCGGUCCAUCUGAGCCCUCGAGACAAGUUGAGAGAAGGUCGUCCGCUGAGUCUUUACUGUCUUCUGCUUCGUCGCGCUCCUCGUCGGCCGGUCGGAGUCGAAGCUUAAGCCCGAAUGCGACGGUUUAUACCCCCCGUCACCAACAACGUGCCUCUAUACCCUCCUCGGUACCGUUCCCGUCGUCUGCGCCGCAAUCAUCCUCGUUCUCGUCGCUCAGGACAUCUCUCUCUGCGGCUUUGGGCCCUGUCGCUGCUCCUCCUGGCGUUCCUUGCCCUGUGACGGCGACUGCGGGACGGAGGGCUCACUCGAGGGUGCCGAGUCUGGACUCGAUAAAGGAAGAGGAGGAGGUCUGAAAGUCGGUCGGAAUCCCGAGUUGCAUGGCGUUGCACUGAUAUCCCUCAAAAGGUCGAAAGAUCGGGGAAGGAAAGGACUCUCUACGCACGAUCCGGAGGUCGGAGCUGGAUGGACUCUCGAAACUUGUAGCAUAUAAACCUCGGUAUUAUCCUCCGCCCGUCGUAUCACCCCCCUUAUUUCCACAUCCUCGCAUCUUUCUCCGUUCCCGUUCUGCCCUUCCCGAUGCAAUUAUAGUGUUGGGCUAUGGAGUCUUGGGACUCCCAUUUACUUUCUUUUUCUCCUUUCUGCUUAUGUUUUCGCUAUGACCGUCCGCUCGCGGAUCGGGCCAUCACACUUUCCUUGCUACUAUCCCAUCAAAGGCAGCACAUCGCGCCACGACCCCGACCGCAUCACAUCUCUAUCUAUCUCUUUAUCUAUCUGCAGUCAUCUGCGCGGUUCUCGUUCUUUCUCCUUCCUCGUUGCUCGUUCCUCGUUGCUUCCUUUUUUUUCUCGUUCACGUGACGUUUGCAUACUCUUCACGUUCCUUUCUGUGCUCGUCGCGUCUUUUGCGUUGUUUGUUUGACCCUUGUAUAUUCGCCUUUUUACUGAGUUUUUAGCAUCUUUUGUUCUCCGCCAUUCGCACCCGCUUGGCUCGGUGUUUCCUUCCUGCUCGUCCGUGGCAUCAUUGCUCUUAUUCCACAUAUUCCGCCGCACGAGCACCCGUACCCAUAUCUUUAUACACCAACCCUUAUUUUACGCCGUCCGUCCGUCCAUCCAUACAUGCAUACGCGCUUUCGCCCGCACCCACCUCGCGGGGUAAGUUAUAACUCUUCUCCACCUUUUUUUGCUCGCCGUUCGUCUUCGGUUUCGUGGUGGUGAUGGUCCAGGUGGUGGAAUGGUCGGAGAAGGAACUUGGAUGCAGGCUUUAUUCUUUUUUGUUUUUUUGUUCGCUUUCGUUGUGAGAUUCGUAGACGGCUGGCUGUUUGGGUUUCUUUUCUUUUUCUCUUUUAUUAUACUGUGUAAUAUAGUUUAUG